This is a messenger RNA of Candidula unifasciata, 225 nucleotides long. Lineage: Eukaryota; Metazoa; Mollusca; Gastropoda; Stylommatophora; Geomitridae. The record is from the annotation of a GenBank genome assembly.
CUGUGGCGGUACUCGAGACACAUCGUGCGAGCACACUGGAGACACAUCGUGCGAGCACACAGGAGACACAUCGUGCGAGCACACAGGAGACACAUCGUGCGAGCACACAGGAGACACAUCGUGCGAGCACAUAGGAGACACAUCGUGCGAGCACACAGGAGACACAUCGUGCGAGCACACAGGAGACACAUCGUGCGAGCACACAGGAGACACAUUCCACACACU